AUGGACGCAGGCGGUCUCGCUCAAAUGUCUUCCAACGGUUUCGCUUCCGACGGGCUCUCCAUGCCCACUGGCGGCCUGGCCGCUCGCAGGGGUGGCCAGAACCUCAAGCCGCUCUCGUUUGAAAACAUCAACCAGGGCAAUGAUAAGGACGCCGGUGUCCCCACCCCGCGCACCAGCCGCUCUCAUCUUCUUGCUGGUCUUAGGACGGCUCCCAAGUCCGCCACUGCUACUUCUUUCGGACCUCAGUCUCCCACGGGUGCCGUUCCCCCGCAGCAGUUCAACCGAAACUCCAUGGCUGGAAACGCCUAUGGUAUGAACCAGGACAACAUCUACAACGCGCCUAAGUCGGCCUUUCCCCAGUACGGCGCCCAGAACAACUUCAACUCCAUGAUGGGUCAGCAGUACACUGUCGAUCAGGUCCUGGCUCCUCCUGAGCUCCCUCUUGAUGAGCAGGCCCAGGAGCACAUGGACCCCAACCUGUAUGCUCAGCUGGUUGCUACCAACAUGUACCUUGCUCAGCAGCAGCAGCGGCUCCAGCAGCAGCUGCGUAGUGUCCAGGCUGCUGCCCAACAGUUCCAGCAGCUCAACCUCAGCAACCCUCAGCUCACUCAGCAGCAGAUUGCGUUGUACGAGCAGCAGCAACGACUUCACAACAUUCAGCAGCAACUGGGUGCCCAGGCUGUUCUCUCCCAGCAGCCCCAGCAGCAGCAGCAGCUGUACUACAACCCCAUGACCGGCCAGUACUACGUCGAGACCCCACAGGCCGCUGCCCAGAUGACUUCGCCCUACAACGAGCAGCCCUCGACGCCCGGGUUCGGCGGUUUCCAGCAGCAACAGCAGCAUAACACUCCCUCGGUCCAGGUUUCCCCUCCUGCCGAAUCGCAGCCUUUCUCGUUCCGCAGCAACUCGCCCCCCAAGCGCUACGACUCUCCCACCGAGGUGACUCCCCUUCCUCCGCCAUCCGUCAAUGCUUUCCGCCGCGGACACAAGAAGGCGUCGUCCCUCGCCCCCCUCAACAGCGCUCUCGCUGCUGCCUCUCUUUCGGACGCUCCUAAGUCUGCCGGCCCCAAGACCUCGACAUUCCCCAUGAGCCCCCUGACCGGAGGAUAUGGCCCUGGCCAGGCUCGUGCCGGAGAGCACCCUGUUCGCCAGCCCCGAGGCCCCCCCUCUCUGGACGAGCUCAAGUCGAAGCCCACUGCCAAGAUCGAGGGCAGCAAGAACUUUGCCGCUCGCACUCGCCGAUCUGCAGUCCACAACCUGGUCCGCGCCGGCCUCGAGCGCCGCAAGGGUACUGGUAGCUCCUGUGGCAGCAUGAGCCCUGUUUCCGAGACUGCCGAGGAGUCUUCGACACCCAUCACCGACAACGAGUCUGACUCUGGAAGAAGCGGCUCUGGCAGCCUGGCUGGUGACAUGGAGUGCCCCAGCUCACGAACUUCUGCUAGCGGCGGUUGGGGAGCUAUCGGUUCAGACCGACCCAGCUCCCGCCAGAAGGCCCGCAAGAGCGUCGACAGUGUGGGAAGCAUUGCGUCGAGCGAGGGCGAAACAAGCUCCUUUGCCAACGUGUUCAAGAACGGCGCUCUGCGAGCGGCCAAGGGCCAGGAGUCAGCUGAUGGCCAGCGCAAGGCACCUAGACUGGUGCUCACCAAGAGCACUCCCGCUGCUUAG
Fusarium falciforme is the source of this 1665-nucleotide messenger RNA. RefSeq lists its product as hypothetical. The record is from RefSeq and is a predicted model, not a curated record. The transcript has a single exon. Lineage: Eukaryota; Fungi; Ascomycota; Sordariomycetes; Hypocreales; Nectriaceae. Bases 1 to 1665 code for a protein of 554 amino acids.